CGGAUCUAGGGUCGUCGACAGCCGCUGUCUUUCAGUUUUUAUCCAUCCGUUUUGACCCACGUCCUCCAUCUCUUCCCCUCUUCUCGCGUUUUAGGGUUUUGACUCCUAAACCGCCCCGUCCCACACAGCCAUGGUGCAGCCGCCGCCACCGCAGCAAUGGGCAAUGGCGCCGCCGCCACCGCCACCGCCGCAGUACUACCAAGCGGGGCCUCCUCCGCCGCUCCCCCCGCAGUACUACCAAGCGGGCCCUCCGCCGGCCGCUAUGUGGGGCCAGCCGCCGCCGCAGGCCGCACUGGCGCCGGCGCCGGCACCGGCACCGUCUUGCGGCGGAGCAGGGGACGAGGCGAGAACCCUCUGGAUCGGCGAUCUACAGUACUGGAUGGACGAGAACUACCUCUACAGCUGCUUCUCCCAGGCCGGCGAGGUUAUUUCAGUGAAGAUAAUUCGGAACAAGCAUACUGGGCAACCUGAGGGUUAUGGUUUCAUUGAAUUUAGCAGCCAUGCUUUAGCUGAACAAGUUCUCCAGAAUUAUAACGGCCAAAUGAUGCCUAAUGGUAAUCAAGCAUUCAAAUUGAAUUGGGCUAUGAGUGGGGCUGGUGAGAAACGUGGAGAUGAUGGUUUAGAUUAUACUAUAUUUGUGGGGGACCUGGCCUCGGAUGUUACAGAUUUCAUUCUACAAGAUACGUUCAAGAGCCGUUAUCCAUCAGUUAAGGGUGCAAAAGUUGUAUUUGACAGAAGUACUGGUCACUCAAAAGGAUAUGGAUUUGUUAAGUUUGGAGAUUUGGAUGAACAGACACGUGCAAUGACUGAAAUGAAUGGACAAUACUGUUCUAGCAGGCCCAUGCGCAUUGGACCAGCAUCCAAUUCCAACAAGAAUGCUGUUGGACAGCCACAAGCAUCGAAUGUUGCAUACCAGAGUGCACAAGGAACUGAUCCUGAUAACGAUCCAAAUAACACUACUGUAUUUGUUGGUGGGCUUGACCCAAGUGUGACUGAUGAGCUUCUGAAGCAAACCUUCAGUCCAUAUGGAGAGAUUGUCUAUGUCAAGAUACCUGUAGGAAAGCGCUGCGGGUUUGUCCAAUAUUCUAACAGGGCAUCUGCGGAGGAGGCCAUAAGAAUGCUAAAUGGAAGCCAGUUAGGAGGCCAGAGUGUAAGGCUUUCAUGGGGUCGUAGCCCUGCAAACAAGCAGCCUCAGCAGGACCAGAAUCAAUGGAGUGGUGGUUAUUAUGGUUACCCCCAAGGAUAUGAUCCAUAUGAUUACGCUCGGCCUCCUCAAGAUCCAGCCAUGUAUGCUUAUACGGCAUAUCCAGGAUAUGGAAAUUACCAGCAGCAACCACCGCAGCAGCCCCCACAACAGUAAGUAUACUGGUUGAAUGCUCGAUCGCAAACUGGUGACAAAAUAGUUGGGACGGCAACAUAGGUGCAUUGGCAGGAACAAUUGAGACUGUUGCUUGUGUUAUAUUGCUUCUGCGUCGUUGUACACGCAGCCUGUGUUGUAACUUAAGAUUUUACCGAGGCCUAGAGUGGCACUAGUGUGGGAGCUGUAUGUGGAGGAUUGGAGUGAACAUUUUUUCUGUUGCGCAAGAAGUUGUCGCAUGGAUUUUUGCUAUGUCAUAAGUUCCAUAAAAAAUCCAGCCACUGCUUUGCAAUACCGAACCUCGGCUUUCACCCUUUGAACGCU
Phragmites australis (common reed) is the source of this 1681-nucleotide messenger RNA. Its product is annotated as RNA-binding protein L-like. The transcript has 7 exons. Gene Ontology annotation, molecular function: mRNA binding. The record is from RefSeq and is a predicted model, not a curated record. Gene Ontology annotation, cellular component: cytosol. Lineage: Eukaryota; Viridiplantae; Streptophyta; Magnoliopsida; Poales; Poaceae. Bases 131 to 1360 code for a protein of 409 amino acids.